This is a messenger RNA of Aedes albopictus (Asian tiger mosquito), 1134 nucleotides long. RefSeq names its product dynein axonemal light chain 4. The record is from RefSeq and is a predicted model, not a curated record. Bases 253 to 570 code for a protein of 105 amino acids. Lineage: Eukaryota; Metazoa; Arthropoda; Insecta; Diptera; Culicidae. The transcript is spliced from 4 exons. Gene Ontology annotation, cellular component: dynein complex. Gene Ontology annotation, biological process: microtubule-based process.
CCUAUGCCUACCUAUGCUAUAACAUAGCGCUGCUAAAUAAAUGUGCGAAAAGGGACGACUCGGAAUUCAUAAUAAAUAAAUUUCUUAGGAGGGUGACUUCAAUGAUGAAUCACCAUAGCGAUCCGAUAAACAGUUGGGGAAAAGAUUUCUAUCAAGUUGGUUGCAUUUUCUCGGGACGGUUCGAUUGAGUUUAGAAUUUUAGAAUUUUUGCGGAUUCAUUGAAGAUUCUGGUGCAACGGUCAGCACAUCGCGAUGGAUGACCAACCGAAAGCGGAGGGCGAAGCCGAUAAGAAGAUUGUGCACAUUUACCCUUUGGUGAAGUUUUCCGACAUGAAUGACGAUGUCCGGGCCGAGGCGAUAGAACUGAGCAUUACAGCGUGUGAGAAAUACGCACAAAACUACGAGCAUGCCGCCAAGGCGAUCAAAGAAUUGAUGGACAAAAAAUUCGGCACCUUUUGGCACGUGGUCGUCGGCGAAGGAUUCGGUUACGAAGUGUCCUACGAAACCAAGAAUAUCCUGUAUCUGUUCUUCGGUGGCAAUCUGGCAAUCGUGCUGUGGAAAUGCUCGUAGGCAGUAUGCAAUUGGCAAGUGAUUCGAUUAAAGUUAGUUUGAUAAUAAAUUGAUAGAAUAUUUUACUGUACAUAAACGACAUGGAGGUUUACUUUUUUAAUUAUGUUUGUACAGAUAUGUAAAUGAGUGCGCAAUGAAUCUUUCCGAAGUGGGUCCCCGAAGAACUCACAUUACUGUUCAUCGAUAAAAUUGAAGAGUUCUUUUGGUAUCCACUUCAUACUUGUAUAAGUUCUGUAAAUUGGUGUAUAUAUUUUUGCUCAACAUUCCAAAUCUACUUGUUGUCCAAGAUCCUUUUAACAAGUAAGAAACGAUUGUUCUAACAAAUACCGAGAUUAAUACAUGGGUUUAUGCUUGUUAGAAAGAUCGUUUCCUGUGAACCUGUACAAAUACCGUUUCUUGCGUUCUGCAAUGCUGUUCUACUCAAAUCAGGAACAAACAGCGUCGUUGAAGGUCAAUGUACAGAAAGCGUUGAUUUUGCGCUCUCGCGAGUGCCAAAACCAGCAUUUAAAGGCCAUCUGAAAUCGGGGUCCUGUGUAGUAAUGUGCUGCAUGGUAUGUUGUUAAU